Messenger RNA from Staurois parvus, 1309 nucleotides. The record is from the annotation of a GenBank genome assembly. Lineage: Eukaryota; Metazoa; Chordata; Amphibia; Anura; Ranidae.
GCGGCUGCACUCUUCUGGGAUUUGGUCACUCGGGGCCUCUAUAGCAGAGGGGGGCACAAUGACUGGGGUGAGGGCGGAGAAGAAGACCCCCAGACAUGGGGGUAAUGCCGAUGAUGUCCUGUGCUGCUGCGAAUACAUAAACCAGAAGGGAGAGAGGAGCCACCUGGCUGCAUGUCUGUGUGACUGCGAGGACUUGGACGAGGCCUGUGACAGAUGGAUCACCUGCAAGUCUCUGAAGCCGGAGGUGUUGGCACGGGUCAUCGAGACCGCAUCAGACCGAUUCCGCAUCCCUUGGAUCCGAGGCGCCAAGAAGGUAGACAUUGGCAUCCUCCCACGCUGGUCCUGUUGCCUGUGUCUCUGUACGUGGCAGCCUUGCAUCUCCUCCUGGGUGUGGUGGUCCUCAGCGCCUUCCCUGUCCUGGUGAUCUGGUACUACCAGCUGACGCAUCGGCGGAAGGCGAAGACUCUGCUGUUCCUCAGCCUGGUGCUCUUCUCUCUGGGGUAUAUGUACUACUAUAACUUUGUGCGGGAGGUCUUCCUGAAAGGUCACGUCGGAUGGGGUCACCUUUCUGCCAUCACUGGUGGCUUGUUCAUGACUUUCCUCUUCCUGGCCAAAGCCAAGCAGGAUCCUGGCUACCUCAAAAAAAAAAAAAAAAACCAGGGCGAGGGGCAGCGAAGAUCUCGAUGGUGGCUCACAGGAAGGGGAGCGGACAGAAUCUCAGUGGAGAGAACGUUCUGAAGACCGCCUGGAGAAGGAUUUCCUCAUUUCUGACAAGAACUGGUGCAAAGUGUGUCAGGUGGUGAGACCGCCACGGAGUGGGCACUGCAGGAUCUGUGGGAGAUGUGUCCGGCGCCUUGACCAUCACUGUGUGUGGAUAAACAAUUGUAUCGGCUCCCGGAACCACAAGUCCUUCAUCCUGCUGCUUGUGCUGUUCAUGUUCACCUCUGUAUAUGGAAUCACCGUCACCCUGAGAGCUCUGUGCCGGGGCCAGUAUAUCGUCAGUGCCUUAUUCUACUGUCCCGGAGUCUACGCCGACAACAGCACAUCGUUUGCAUUCACCUGCGUCUGGUACUGUGCGAUUGUCACCGGAGGGGUGGCCUACCUCCUCCUCGUCCAACUCCUCAACAUCAGCUACAACGUGACGGAGCGUGAGGCCCGCAUGGCCCGGCGGGAGAAAACUGGCCGCUGUUACCUGGGUGGUCUGGUGGUGGACCCGGGGACCUACAACCAGGGACUGUACCAGAACUGGCUGCGCUUCCUGUCACUGGACAGCCAGAGCACUGGGAACGACCUCUCCGAUGUUGUGUGA